Molecule: messenger RNA, 4420 nt
Organism: Salmo salar (Atlantic salmon)
Lineage: Eukaryota; Metazoa; Chordata; Actinopteri; Salmoniformes; Salmonidae
Product: inactive carboxypeptidase-like protein X2
Biological process (GO): protein processing; regulation of DNA-templated transcription; peptide metabolic process
Molecular function (GO): zinc ion binding; DNA-binding transcription repressor activity, RNA polymerase II-specific; metallocarboxypeptidase activity
Source: RefSeq, a predicted model, not a curated record
CUGCAGAGGGGAAAGGAGGCGGAAGAAGUGGAAGAAGUGCUCUGCUCCUGGACUAAACUCUUUUCACCUCUCCUUGCUUCUCCAGUGAGCUGCUGCUAAGAUCUCCUUUUGAUCUCUGCACCUGUUGCAACUCAUCAGCCAGGUGAAGGGGAUUAUAUCUCUCUCAGCCAUUACUUUUUCAGCUGUCGUUCCAGGAGAGCUGUGGAUCUCAUUUAGUUAAAUUGCAGGACAAUUGGACUGCUCUGCCUCCCUCUUCCUCCCUCCCUCACUAUUUUCUUCUCUCUGUGUCCAGCCCUGCCUCAUGCUCUGAGUGAGUCUGUGUCUGGCUGUGGCUUGGAGCUCCAGAAUCUUCCUCACCGGAGAGAAGGCAUGGAACACUAGAGUAGAAAACUGAGAGGUAGAAUUCUGUGAUAUAAUUCAGAUAUAGAACACUUCGGUAGAAUUUCUGAGUAGCUUUCUGAGCUGGAACUUCUAGCAAGAUUUUGGGAAAUCUGAACUAGAAUACAGAGCUGGAAUACUUAAUCGGAACACUGAGCUGGAACUUUUCAGUGGAACAUUGAGGUAGAAUCCUGAGGCAGGUAGAGUAAGGAGGAUGGGAGGUCAUACUGCAGUGGUGUGUUUGGUUCUGCUGGCCCUAUUCUGUGUGCUACUGCCCAGAGCAGGGGAGAGUGCAGGAGGCAUUGUCUCUUUAGGCCAGGCUGUAGAGGAGAUAGGGAUGGAGGCCCUAUAUAGACAGGAGUCCCAGGAUGAACCAGUUAAAGAAGAGGAUCUCACAGAGACACAAAGCCAGACUAGCAAGGAAAAGAGAGCCACAGAGGAGGAUGCCCUACCAGCCAGGGUCAGGAGAGCCGAAGAGGAAGAGGAGGGCAAAGGGGAUAAAAAGAAGGGCAAGAAAGACAAGAAAGACAAGAAAGACAAGAAAGACAAGAAGAACAAGGAGCCCAAAGUGCCCAAGGCCACCAAGAAGCCUAAAGCAGACAAAAAGCCAAAGAAGGGCAAAGAAAAGGAGCCACGGACAGAAGCACCUACAACUCCACCACCCACAACUACCACACUACCACCUACAACUACCACACCACCACCUACAACUACUACAGAGGUGUACACAGAAGCAGCUCCCACAGAACCUGACCCAUACCCAGACUACCCCUACCCAGACAACGAGGAUGACUACUGGAAGCCAGAUGAGGAGGAGCCCGCAGGCCCAGUGGUCGACCCAGAAGAUGACUAUUGGAAGGGAGAGGACCCAAUGGCCACGCCCCCCACUCCUGUGGUGGAUGGAAAGGUGGACAAGGGAGACGAGGACUACUGGGACGCCAGAUACGAGGUGCCCGAGAAUCUUCCUUUCCCUGAUGGUAAAGAGGUCGUCCCCACAGAGAAAGAUGACUGGAGCUACGCUGUUACAGAGGAGCUUGUUACACCACCACCCACCUAUGAAAGCCCAUGGUACGAGGAGUAUGACUACGGCCAUAGUGGUGGACAGACGAAAAAACAGGAGGAGAGAGAGAACCAAAGGAAAGAAAAGGAGAGAGAGGAUAGAGAGAGAGCUCAGCAGAGGAGGGAAGAGGAAGAGAGGGCCAAAGCCAAGAAGAGACCACACGUAUUCAAGGAACCCAAAAAGUGUCCUCCCCUGGGUAUGGAGUCUCAUAGGAUAGAAUCAGACCAGCUGCUGGCCUCCUCCAUGUCUCACUACCGCUACAGCCAAGCCAGGGCACGACUCAACAUACAGGCUUCGGAUGAUGAGGAGGACAUGCAUGGUGGGGCGUGGUGUCCUAACCCAGAGGACAAUAUUCACUGGUUUGAGAUGGACGCUCGCAGAGCAACAGAGUUUACUGGGAUCAUAACACAGGGACGAGACUCACGCAACGAGAGUGACUUUGUGACAUCGUACUACGUGCAAUUCAGUAAUGACAGCAGAGAAUGGAAAACCAUCCAUGACGGUUACUCUGAUUGGUUGUUUUUUGGUAACUCUGAUAAGGAUACCCCUGUGCUGAAUCAGUUAGCUGAGCCCAUACUAGCACGCUACAUCAGAGUUAUCCCUCAGAGCUGGAAUGGUAGUUGCUGUAUGAGGCUGGAGGUACUAGGCUGCCCACUGCCUGACCCCACCAGUGCCUACCAGAGGCUGCAGAAUGAGGUGACUCCCGUCCAGUACCUGGACUUCAGACAUCACAACUACUCAGACAUGGUCACGAUGAUGAAGUCUGUGUCUGAGGAGUGUCCCAACAUCACCAGUAUGUACAGCCUGGGUCGCAGCUCCAACGGACUGGACAUCCUGGCCAUGGUGAUAUCAGGCAACCCCACAGAACACGAGAUAGGUGAGCCGGAGUUCCGCUACACGGCCGGUCUCCAUGGAAACGAGGCGACGGGGCGGGAGAUGGUUCUUCUUCUGUUGCAGUACCUGUGUAAGGAGUACAAUGAUGGCAACCCCAGAGUGCGCCGCCUGGUGGAGGGGAAUCGUAUCCACCUGGUGCCCUCACUCAACCCUGAUGGGCAGGAGAAGGCCCUCACAGUGGGUUCCGAGCUGAGUGGUUGGACAACAGGCCACUGGACGGAGGACGGCCAUGACAUCUUCCAGAACUUCCCUGACCUGAACAGGGUUUUGUGGGAGGCCGAGGACAAGGGCAUGGUGCCCAAACUGACCCCCAAUCACCAUGUCAAGAUCCCUGCAGAUCAAGAGGGGGAUGACAGGAUUGCUGUGGAGACUCGAGCCAUCAUCUUGUGGAUGGAGAGCCACCCAUUCGUACUGGGGGCCAACUUCCAGGGGGGAGAGAGGUUUGUGGCGUACCCCUACGACAAUCACCGCCUAACCAAGACCGCCGGCGCCAGCACCAGAGAGGGCAAGAUAGAGAGGGCACAGAGCCGCAAGAAGAGACAGUACGAGGAGUUUGAGGAGCCGGUGGAAGAUCAUAGAAACAGGGGAUACCAGCAGCCAGAAGAAGACCAGUGGAACAGGGGAUACCAGCAGCCGGAAGAGGAUCAGUGGAUCAUGGGAUACCAGCAGCCAGAAGAAGACCAGUGGAACAGGGGAUACCAGCAGCCAGAAGAAGACCAGUGGAACAGGGGAUACCAGCAGCGAGAAGAAGACCAGUAUAACAGGAGAUACCAGCAGCCGGAGGAGGAGUGGAGGGGACAUGGCUAUGGCCACAGGGAAGAGGAAGAGGAGGAUGACAGAGGGAGAGGGGGGUACGCAGAGCCUGAGGAUGAACCCAGGGCCACAGCAGACGCCUCCUUUUUCAGGUGGUUGGCCAUCUCUUAUGCCUCUACUCACCUGUCGAUGACAUACACUUCCCACGGCUCCUGUCACGGCGAUGACAUCACUGGAGGCAUUGGAAUCGUCAAUCGCGCCAAGUGGCAGCCCGUCACAGGAAGUAUGAAUGACUUCAGCUACCUGCACACUAACUGUCUGGAGCUGUCAGUGUUCCUGGGCUGUGAUAAGUUCCCCCAUCAGAGUGAGUUGGUCAUUGAGUGGGAGAAGAACAGAGAGGCCAUGCUCACCUUCAUGGAGCAGGUGCAGCGUGGGAUCAGGGGCGUGGUAAAAGACAAUGAGGGGAACCCCAUCGCUAAUGCUACAGUUUCUGUAGAGGGGAUCAACCAUGAUGUCUCUACAGCUGUAACAGGGGACUACUGGCGCUUGUUGAACCCAGGUGAGUACCGUGUGACGGUGCGGGCAGAAGGCUUCGCCCCCCUGACCAAGCUGUGUGUGGUGGGCUACGAGGCAGGGGCAACUACCUGCAGCUUUAACCUGGCCAAGUCCAACUGGGACCGCAUCAAACAAAUCAUGGCCCUGCACGGCAACAAGCCCAUACGCCUGCUCAGCCACGGCAACGGCGGAACAAGACGGAACACGGUCUCCAAUGGUAACAGGCAUGUGGAGAAACCCAGAUCUCAACUCAUGAUUUCUUCUGAGACGCGUCACAUGCAAAGGCAAGUGAUAGGGCUCGACCGCCCCCCUCAUCGACGUCAACAGAGACGACAAAAACGUUGCCCCCGACGACCACGCCGGUUCCCACGACAGCAGAGGCGGAGCCCACCACUGCUUGGUAUGACUCGUGGUUCAUAGGAGAGGGGCAAACGUCGGCACCGGAAAGUUUCACGGACUCCAUCUUCGAUUACAAAUACGAGUACAAGAUCGACGAUUACUAAACUAAACACCAAGGCCUUGUUCCAAUACAUUUCCAAUACAUCCUUCUUCCCCACUUCCUUGAAAAAAUCAAGGUAGGAAGGGAGGAAGUAUGCAUUCUAAGGUAUUUGAACAGGACCGAUGUCAUAGUCCUGAGCCCAGGCUGUUAACUCAAUUCUUAGAGUAGACAACUAAGUGACCCCUUAAAGGGAUAUUUGGGAUUUUGGCAAUGAUGCCCUUUAUCUACUUCCCCAGAGUCAGAGGAACUCGUAGAUAUGAUUUUUAUGUCUCUGUGUCAAG